GAAAAAUUUAAACAAUAAAGAUAGCAUAUUAUUAUACAUGUUGCAUCUUGCCAUUCAUCAUAAAUUAGAUUUUUUUCAUUGCAUUCCUCUAAGUAGUACAAGGGAUCGUUCUCAAAUAAGGAAGAAGUGUGAAUAGCUUACAUAAAUAAAAAUCAAAUUCAUAACCUAUAAAUUAGGGAGUUGUGUUUGGAGCUGUGGGGGUCAAAAUAAAAGCUCACACUUAUCUUCGAUCAAAAUCCCCCAAGUUUCAGUUCAGAAUAGUAUCUUCGCUCCGUCCAUUUAUAAGACUUUUUCCGCAGCUCCCGUAUUUGCCGAUUUGCUGGACACCUUUAAAAAAGCCACCGUCCUUAAUUCCGAAUCUUUACUUAGUAAUAAAGCUGGUUUCGAUUGUAGUAAUAUUAUAUCGACCAAUAACGAUUACAAUAGGCAUAACGUAGAUUCCAAUCUUUCUACUCCCUCGCUAUCAACCCGAAACCUUUGCGGUAAACCUUAUUUCGAGCCAUCGAUGCCUGAACAGAGUAACGACUAUAAAGUCGUGGUUUUUGGAGCCGCAGGGGUAGGUAAAUCCUCUCUCGUGGUACGAUUUGUCAAAGGAACCUUUAGAGAAUCCUACGUUCCAACCGUGGAAGAUAUAUAUAGACAAGUUAUAUACUGCAACAAGCAUAUAUGCACAUUACAAAUCACUGACACAACGGGAAGUCACCAAUUUCCGGCCAUGCAGAGGCUUAACAUCUCCAAAGGGCACGCGUUUAUUCUGGUAUACAGCGUUACUAGGAUUCAAUCCCUGGAGGAUUUAAAACCCAUUUAUGAAAUGAUAAAUGAAAUAAAAGGAAAUGAGAUGGAAAACGUGCCUAUCAUGCUAGUGGGAAAUAAAGUAGAUGAGGCUCCCGAUAAUAGACAUGUUAGCACGGAUUGCGGUACGAGGCAGGCUAAAAUCUGGUCAUGCGCCUUUAUGGAAACCAGUGCUAAAACCAAUUUCAACAUCAAGGAAGUUUUUGAAGAGCUAUUGAAGAUGGAAAAACGGAGGCAUGUUUCUCUCCAUGCCACCUCUUCCUCAACUUCAUCGACUUCCGUUAAAAAAACUAAGACUCAAAAAAGGCGGGAUAAACUCAAAGGAAAAUGCUUGUUAAUGUGAUAACUAAAUUAUAUUUAUUUUUUCAAAAUUAUAUAUAUAUUUCGGAUAUUCCAAGUUAUCCUGAGUAAGGAAAUGGAAAAGACCUUUGUGGAUUUUAUAUUUUUUCAAAAAAAAUGUAAAUCAUAUGUAA
Molecule: messenger RNA, 1265 nt
Organism: Gordionus sp. m RMFG-2023
Lineage: Eukaryota; Metazoa; Nematomorpha; Gordioida; Chordodea; Parachordodidae
Product: GTP-binding protein Di-Ras2-like
Exons: 3
Coding region: 506-1135 (209 amino acids)
Biological process (GO): signal transduction
Cellular component (GO): plasma membrane
Molecular function (GO): GDP binding; GTP binding; GTPase activity
Source: RefSeq, a predicted model, not a curated record